GCUGCCUGCGUUUAUCCUUGUCCUUUUUUGGAAUUCGUCGACUUUGUUCUUCUCCCUUUGCACAUUUAUUUCCAUAUUUCUUUUUUGUCGCUUUAUUCUAUCAGCAACAAUACUACCCCCUGGUUUAAAAUACCAGUACCCCGCCUCCUUUCGAAAUGACAGUUGUCGCCGCUCGACGAGCCAUAUCAGCUCUGGUUGUCUUUACACCACAAUACCGCUACAGUGUCAGGAACACCACAGCAACAGCAGCAGCAGGGAUCUUCAAGUACUCAACCUCCAGCCUCCAAUCUCAAUCUCAGCCGCAGCCGCAGCCGCAAUCAAUAUCCGAAAACUGUGGCAGUAAAGACAGGGAGCCCGUAGAGUCAGUGCUUCAAAGAAUCCUCGAGCCCGACCAUGCCCGAUCAAUCGGACUAUCAUCGGCCAAUGACCCACAGAUAAAGAGCAACAAUACAGUAACAGCUCUUGCCAAAAAUAACAGUCGAUUGAAUGAUCCGGACGCGAAGUCAAAGAGCCACACGGCCGAUUCUCUUAGCGAAGGCGAUGCGGGACCAGCGCCAGAAAGAACAUCCAAUAUUUGGUUAAAGAGUUCGCAGGCGAGCGAUAGCAUUCUGCGCUGGUUGCGCCACUUUGCUGCCACCGCCAGCACGAGGCAAACCAGCACCGGCGCUGCGGACACAAAGGGCUCAGCAACAGACCGUAUAAUGAGCGGCGCCUUUGGCCGAGCAGUAGAGUCAAGCCGCCAGACGCUCAGCCAGAUCCGUGGGCUACCAAAGGACGACGACUGGAUGACAUGGCUAGGCAAAGCGCUCAACCAGAUGACCGGAUACAACCGCAUCUUCGAUCUCAAAACCAAAGUGGAAGAAUCCGGCUCCAAAUUCAAAGCUGCGCGCCACGACUUGGACAAGAUAAAGGAGCUGCACGCGCGCACCGUGCAGGAGCGCAUUGCGAACCAACGCGAGAUUAACAGCCUCUUGCAGCGUAAGCACCUGUGGAACGAAGACGAUGUUGCUCGCUUCACCGGUCUCUACAAGGACGAGCACCAGGCGGAGAUGACCGAGUUAGCCGAGGCGCUGGUUGAUCGGCGGUACGAUCAGUUGGUGGAGACUAUCAGGGAGCGGUACCAUGAGGAGCAGAUUUGGAGCGAUAAAAUACGCCGUGCAAGUACGUACGGCACUUGGGCCGUGCUGUUUAUGAAUAUACUGGCGCUGUUUAUGGCUCAGGCCAUUUUUGAGCCGCGCAAGAGGCGCAAGAUCGUCGCCGGCGUCGACGAGAAGCUGACUGCAGCGAUUGGCGACCAACAAGCGAGGAUUGACGAUUUUGCCCAGGGUAUGUUGCAGCGCCAGGCUGAGCAUGAGCGCAGCAUUGCGGGCGUUGCCGGCCACUUGGCCAACGUCACUGCCGCCCUGGGCGUGAUUGCCACCAGGCAGGAGGCCGAGAUGAGCGCGACUGCUGAUCGUCUUUUGGGCUCGCCAUUACCAAUGCUGUCGUCAUCAUCCACGCUGCCACGAGGCGCUGCUGAAAAUGGCCUUAUUGCUUCGGUUCUUGCUGGCGACGACGGCGGUUACAGCGAUUCGGAGCUCGACAUGUACUACUCGCAUGCUGCAGCGGCACAGAGACAACGCAGCGCUGAUUCGAGUUGGAAGUGGAAGAGCAUGCUGUGGAAGGCAGCGCGGCCAAGCAAGCAUAGCGGCGCAAGCAAUGCACCGAGCAACGAGUCCGAACAAAACAAAGAGCGUGGGUUUACCAGAGCCGAGGCUGGCCAGCUGGCUUUGGAGACCGCCGCAGUCACUGGCAUACUGGCUGCCGCUGUGGCAUCGCUGUACUUUUCCUCCUAAUUCAUUUUGUUGUUAUUAUUUUGUAUUAUUGACAAAAUGUAGACACAACAGCAGUCCCUUUUUUCUUUCUCGAUAACAGAGCAAAUAAAUAAAUUGA
Molecule: messenger RNA, 1932 nt
Organism: Kickxella alabastrina
Lineage: Eukaryota; Fungi; Kickxellomycota; Kickxellomycetes; Kickxellales; Kickxellaceae
Product: Mdm33 family-domain-containing protein
Exons: 4
Coding region: 156-1835 (559 amino acids)
Biological process (GO): inner mitochondrial membrane organization
Cellular component (GO): mitochondrial inner membrane
Source: RefSeq, a predicted model, not a curated record